Oldenlandia corymbosa var. corymbosa is the source of this 1458-nucleotide messenger RNA. The record is from the annotation of a GenBank genome assembly. Lineage: Eukaryota; Viridiplantae; Streptophyta; Magnoliopsida; Gentianales; Rubiaceae.
AUGGAAGAAGGUGAUUUGCUUUCCUCGGAGCAAAAUCAUAAGCUUAAGAGAGAUCCGAUAUGGCAAUAUGGGAGUUUAAGAGUAACUGACAAAGGGAAGAAGUUGAUAAUUUGUAACUUUUGUGGGAAAUCUUUGGCUGGUGGGGGUGUUAAUCGCCUCAAACAUCAUCUUGGCAAGGUAAAGGGCAAUGUAGCACCUUGCAAAAAAGUUCCUCCAGAUGUUUGUUCUUUGGCAGCUGGGUUAUUACAAGAUAAUGUUCGAAAAUCCAAAGAAAAGAGAGCAGAUUUUGAAAUUGAAAGUGACGAUGUUCAAGAAAUUCCAAAAGUCUUUAACGAGAUAUCAAUCAAAGGGAAAAGAAAAGCUGAACAUGGGAUUGAAGGUUAUAUGUCAGAAAAUUUGUGUAAUUUAUUUGCUGAAAUUGUUGACAUGGUUGGUAAGGAAAAUGUGAUUCAUUUAGUCACAGACAAUGCAGCUAACUACAAAGUUGCUGGGAGGUUACUUUCAGAAAGAUAUCCACUAAUUAGUUGGUCUCCCUGUGCUGCCCAUUGUGUUAAUUUGAUUAUGAAAGAUAUUGGAAGUAUGCCUAAAAUUGUCAGUUUGAUUACUCUUGCCUCUAGAGUCACUGUAUUUGUUUACAAUCGUAAAUGGAUUCUGAGUUGGUUGAGAAAAAUUCCUGGAUGGAAAGAAAUCGUUCAUCCAGCUGAGACUAGAUUUGGUACUACAUUCAUUGCAUUGAAAAUUUUAUAUGACCACAGAGUACAUUUGGAAUCCUUGGUUUUGUCUCAAGAAUAUAAGGUCAAAGAGUUGAAACAUCAGAAAGGUAAAGAUGUGAAGGAAACUGUUCUCAAUGAAAAAUUUUGGAAUAAUUGUUUAGUAACAGUGAAGAUUAUGGGGCCUUUAAUGCGUUUGUUGCGCAUUUGUGAUUGUGAUGAGAGAUCAUCCUUAGGAUAUGUGUAUGAUGGAUUGUGGAGAGCUAUCAAUGCUAUAAAAAAUCUUUUCAACAACAACAAGAAAUUGUAUGAGCCCUACACUCAGAUUAUCGACAAUAGGUGGGAUUCUAUGUUGAAAAAAGAUCUUCAUGCAGCUGCUUUUUGGUUGAAUCCUACAUUCCAAUAUGAAGUUGAUAAUCGUGGUUUAAUGUCCGAAGCUUGGAAAGGUUUGAUGAAUGUGAUGGAGAAAUUCAAGAUUGAAUGUUCUCAAGAUGUAAUGAAUGAAGUUAUGAUGUUUAGAUCACAAAAUCAAAGCUUUGGGUGUGCUUUAGCUAAAAAGACUUAUGCUACCACUUCCCCAGGUAAAACAAGGAAGUUUGUGAUUCUUGAUGAAGAAGAUGAUGGUGAUGUGGACAUUGGUUCUUCUAGCUUUUUUGAAGUUGUUGGUAAUGAAGAUUCUCAUGAUGGUAGUGAUUUUGUGGAACCAAGAGUGUUUAUUGGUAACGAGUACGACCUUGGUUAUGAAUGA